AUGGCGCGGCGAUAUGAUAGCAGGACGACAAUAUUCAGCCCAGAGGGCCGGCUAUACCAAGUAGAGUAUGCCAUGGAGGCCAUCUCCAAUGCCGGCUCCUGCGUGGGCAUCCUAGCAAAGGACGGCGUGGUGCUGGCGGCAGAGAAGCGCAUCACCAGCAAGCUGCUGGACACGCAGGCUGUGGGGGUGCGGCGGGAGAAGAUGUAUCGGCUGGACGAUCACAUCGCGUGCGCGGUGGCGGGCAUCACCGCCGACGCAAACAUCCUGGUCAACACGUGCCGCCUGCAGGCUCAGCGACACCUCUUCACCUACCAGGAGCCCAUGCCCGUGGACCAGCUGGUGCGGGGGCUGUGCGACACCAAGCAGGGCUACACGCAGUACGGCGGCCUGCGCCCCUUUGGUGUCUCCCUGCUCUACGCGGGCUGGGACAAGCAGCGCGGCUUCCAGCUGUACCAGAGCGACCCCAGCGGCAACUACGGCGGCUGGAAGGCGACCGCCAUUGGCGCCAACCACCAGGCCGCCACCAAUGUGCUGCAGGGAGACUACAAGGACGAGCUGAGCCUGGAGGAGGCCACCAAGCUGGUGAUCAAGGUGCUGAGCAAGACGAUGGACAGCACAACGCUGAGCCCAGACAAGGUGGAGCUCAUCACGUUGUCACGGGACGACGAGGCGGGCAAGGUGUGCGCAUGCAUGGCUGGGGCGGGUCGUGGGGCCGCCUCGCCAUGCGUCUGCAUCUGUGGCUGA
Molecule: messenger RNA, 744 nt
Organism: Chlorella variabilis
Lineage: Eukaryota; Viridiplantae; Chlorophyta; Trebouxiophyceae; Chlorellales; Chlorellaceae
Exons: 7
Coding region: 1-744 (247 amino acids)
Biological process (GO): ubiquitin-dependent protein catabolic process
Cellular component (GO): proteasome core complex; cytosol; nucleus
Source: RefSeq, a predicted model, not a curated record